This is a messenger RNA of Tetranychus urticae (two-spotted spider mite), 6004 nucleotides long. RefSeq lists its product as uncharacterized. Gene Ontology annotation, molecular function: DNA-binding transcription factor activity, RNA polymerase II-specific; RNA polymerase II transcription regulatory region sequence-specific DNA binding. The record is from RefSeq and is a predicted model, not a curated record. Gene Ontology annotation, biological process: regulation of transcription by RNA polymerase II. NCBI's taxonomy places the organism in Eukaryota, Metazoa, Arthropoda, Arachnida, Trombidiformes, Tetranychidae. Gene Ontology annotation, cellular component: nucleus.
UAACCACGUCAAUCGAGAUUGAAUGAAUGAAUGAUCUUGAUGGUAUCUCAACUGAAAUGAGUUUUGUCUGAAGUAGGUAAAGUAUUGAUGAUAACAAGAGGAGGAAAAAAAAGAAAGACAGAAAAGAUGAUGAUGAUGAUGGUUUCUCUCUUUUCCCAUGUUGAAUGUUAUAUCUUUUUUUUCAAUUCAGAUUGGAAUUGGUGAGGAAAAUAAUAAGGAACACUUAAGAUGUAAGUGAAAACAUGAAUAAACAAUUGUCAUUAUUGUCAAUUUUUUCGUCACAUUGAACAAAAUAAAUUAUCUGCAACUUGGAACCCUAGGAAAUCAACAAUUGAAUAACAACACAAAAAAUGAGGAUCAACCUGGAACAUUCAGUUAAUUGAAUCAAAAGGAGAAAAAAAGAAACCGUUAACUACCAUUGAAUUUUGUUGGCAAAGCAAAUGUUGGAACUGAAUAAUUUAAAAAUUAUGAGAAAUCAAGUCAAAAUUGAAUCACUUAUACAAUUCUAUUAAAUUUAACUUUACACAUGAAAUGGAGGGAAGCACAAAAAAACAGCAUUUCACUUGAAAAAAAAAGGAUAAAGGAUAUUAUCAAAUCGCGGAGUAACCUUUGGAUGAUUUUUGGAAAUCGGAGAAACAGCAGCUUCAAUGCUGAAAUGAUUCUUACACAAAAAACUGUUAAACAAAGUGAUGUUAAUGUGUACAUCCUUUUUCCAUAUUACACUAACAGCUAUUAAUGUUGAUCAUAUAAAUGUACACAUCGUAGGAUGGCUUAUACAAUGAAGUGUGAUAAGAUAAACAGAUACAGCAAUGGAAAGAUAAUUUAAUCAUCAUCAGUCAAAGGAAUAACAUUCAACAGAAGCCAAGGAUACAGGGAGAGAAAAUUCAAGAAUAUAUAUUUAUAUGAAGAGGAGAGGAAAGAGGAAAAAAGCUAACCCUUGAAAGAUGCAUAAAUUGAAGGCAAAAUGGACCAGAUCUUAAGUUGGUUAAACUAUGCAACAACAGGCAGUGAACAAGGAAUCAAGCCAAAGUGGAUAUCCAAUAUUCAAUAUAAAAAAGAUUAAGCAUAUGUCAAUCAAAGAGGACUGGGAGUGAAAAAUUGUUAUUCAAUUUAGAGAUCAUUUCUGAAAAUAGAUCGUCAUUUUGUAUUAUCUUGAAAAGUUGAGUUGAAAAGUGAACCUUUUUAACCUUUACAACUUAACCAAAGAGAGAGAAACAAAAUGUAUAUUUAUUUUUCAUAAAUAACCUCCAUUAAUUGAAUGAGAAUUGUGAUUUGGAAUAAUAGUUUUGUUUCUGUGGAAAGAUUGAUUCCAAUUGCAAGAUUGAAUCAAUUAAUAUGAGUAUUCCUAAGAUGAGGUGAAAAUAGAGAAUAGAGAAAGUGAGAAAGAAAAGAAAGAUAAUCUCACCUUUUCAGUUUGAUUGUUGAUGAAAGUUGAAUCACUUUACUAAUCACGCAACCGUGAACAAUAAUAUUGGGCACAGUAACAGUUUCAACAGCAGAGGGCAGACUCUUUUAGAUAAACUCAUAUAAUUCUGUCUUUCUCAUUUCUCUUUCUUUCCUUCUUUCUCUAUCUUCACAUCUCCCUUGAAAUGCUUAGAUAAUACUGAGUGAGUGAGAAAUAAAGGAAAAAAAGAAAGGAGAAUUAAAGUUACAAGUGAGUCUGGGAGUGAAAACGAGUAAAGUUUAAUGUUGAUAUUGAGUUUAGCGAGAUGUCAAAUAUAUAUAUAGAAAUCUCUGUAUACUUGUUUGUAAGAAUGUUACUUCUCUCUCCUUCAUCUUUCUCAUCAUUUUGCUCAUCUUUUUUCGCAUCUCUCACACACAUUUAGUCUUCCUUUAGUCUCCAUCAUCUCUUUCAUCUUGACACAGCCAAAGAACAAUGAGAACAUUGAAAAGUUUCUCUUCUUCUUUUUUUUAUUUGUUAUAACCUUUUUUAAACAUGAUCAAUUGAAGUAAAGGAAGAUUGAGAGAAAAAGUGAAAAGACAGAAUGUUGAGUUUUUUUUCUGUUCACCCAGAAAAAAAUGAGCAGAGAAACUGAUAGAUGAGUAAAACUAAAGAGAAGAUGAUAAGAUAGAGAAAAGAGAAAGUGAUUAUUAUAAGAGAUUGAAUGAAGAAGAAGAUGAAAAGAGAAAUAAAAACGAUAAUAUAUAUAAAUAUAUCAAUCCUUUUUCACCUCACAUUUACUCUGUUAACAUCAAAAUAACUUUACUCUCCAUCUUGUUGUAUAUUGUUUCUGAUCAUUCCCAUGGAUUACCUUGGAUUCACAUUCAUCCCGAGUCAUCCAUAUCAUCGUUUAAGGAAUGAUAAUCAUUUCAUCAAUUAUUCUUUCCCAUCUUAAUUGUCCAAUUCAACAAUCAUAUUUACCCUGAGCAACAUCAACCAAACAUCAUCUCGAGUUGAUAAAAAUCAACUCCAUUUUCAGCUAUAAUUGAUUGCCACAACAUUUUUCGCCAACAACAACCUUUUCCAAGUCCAUCAUUUUAUCAUCUUUCCUGUUAUUUAUUUACCUAUUUUUUGCCUCUCGUUCUCUGGUGAAUGUCCAUCUAUUAUUGAUGUGAAUUUAGAUGCAGGAUAAAAUCAACUCUUUGAAUAUUCUUAAACAAACCUUGACCGGUGUUGGUUACAAUUCAAGUAAUUCAAUUAAAUUGUUCAAUGGAACGGAUAACAAUCAAUCAAUAACUGCAUCAACCUCAAAAUGUAAUCUUAUUAACAACAGUGUUAAUGAUUCAGGUGAUGAUGAGAAUGGAAAUAUUAUGAUGAAUAAACCAAGUGAUCAUAAUAAUAGUAAUGCUGAUAAUUGUUCACCUUUAACUGCCUCUUGGCAUCAACAUGUUUACUCUAAACCACCGCGAAAACCGACACCAUUUUUAAUUGCCAACAUUCUGGGUCUAACCAAUUGUGAUAAAGAUUAUAAUAGUUCAACAGUUGAAAACAAAAAUUGCAAAAAGGAUAAAAAACGGAAUAAUUCAAAUGAUAAAGUUGAUUCAAAUUGUGGAAAUAAUAUCAAUAAUAUGGAUAAAAUUGGUACAUUGAGUACAACUAAAGGAUUUACUAAGCCAACAACAGGUAAAAAUAAAAGCAAAUCGGCUAAAAAUGGUGAAAAUAAAUGUUUAAAGUCAACAUCUAAAUUGUCAUCAAGUAAAACCAGUUGUGAUAAUUCCAACAAUUCAAAUAUCAAUUUGAUGAGUGCGACAACAACCGCAGCCAACAGCAACAGUGUUAGUAAAAAAUUAAGUGAAACAAACAAUUCAACAUCAAGUAAAUUCAAUUCCCUGAUAAAAAGUAAAUUGGAUGUGAAUAGCAACAAUAAUAAUAGUAAUAAUAAUAUCAAAUCAAUUGAUCCAUAUUGUCUAGUAUCUCAUCUGAAUUUCAUGGAUAGUAAACUUUCAAAGAAAACUCCAAAAAACAAGUCAAGUAAAUCAGAUGAUAAACCAAAGAAAGGCCGGACUAAAGCAACGCCAACACCAAAAGGAGCAACACCAACACCUCAGGAAAACGCAAAAAAUGUCAAAGAAAAGAGCAAAAAGACCUUUGUCCCACCAGCGACGACAAAACUGGCCUCUUUAGCCUCGCUUUUGCCACCGCCACCUCCACCAUUGCCUGUACCCUUGCCGCCACUUUCAGUCGUUUCUUCAUCCAACCACGCAUCCGAGUUUAAAGUACCUUUGGAUCAAUCUUUAGCAACUCCUGAUCAACCUUUAAACCUUUCGUGUGGCUCACUGAAUGAUUGUCGUCGUAAAAGUUCAUCAGGAAAACAGUUGAACUCAAAAGCAGGCUCCAGUGAAAUGUUGGAAGGUUAUCAAUCAUCAGCUCUUGAUUUAUCUAAAUGUCGUUCUUCACCAACAACUGGAUCAAACUUGACUACAGUCUCACCAACAACGUUAGCCUCAACAUCAUCAUCAUCCCUUUCAUCAUUAUCUUCUUCAUCACCAACCUCUUCCUCCUCAUUUUCACCUUCACCCUCAUCAUUACAUCUAAAAUCAUCAUCAUCAUCAUCACUGCCAUUGUCCAAACCAUUGUCUUCAUCAACAUUAUCAGGCUCACUUGAGUCAACCACUUUCAAUCAAAAUAAUGAUCCAAUCUUAAAGGUUAAUUCAAAAUCAUCUCCUAACAGAACAAAUCGUAUCUCACCCUUAUCAUCAUUAUCGUCAUCAGUUAAUCAUCUUACUGUCAAUUCAUCUUCCAAUCCACCGGCAACAGUAAAACUGAAUACCAAAGUUACCUCUUCUUCCUCUUCCUCCUCAUCUUCAUUAACUUCAAUCGAUUCCCUAAAGUUAACUGUUAAACCUGCAAUUGCUUUAUCAAAACGACCAGUCAACAAUCUCGACACCAACAUAUUAGAUUUUUCAUCCCUUCAACAUCUAACCAAAUCAAAUUCAACCUCUGACUAUCUCAAAGGUGAAUCAACCGUGUUUACAUAUUCAUCAUCUUCUUCAUCGUCCUCGUCUUGUUCAUCAUCUUCCCUGAUUCCUGGUAAAGGAGUGAAAAGAAAAAAAGAUUCCUGUAAAUCAAAAGCUUCUUCAUUAUCGAGUUCAGUUAAUAAUCAUGAAACCAAUUCAUUCCUUGGUGAAGGCCAAAAUGAUGUAAAUAAUUUGAUCUCUUCGGUAGCCAAUGGAACCAUAUCAAUGAGUAAAGAUAAAUUGUUGGAAAACUCUUUAAUAUCAAAUGACAAUAGCAAUGAUAGUCACCUGUCUAACCAUUCAAUGGAAAGUGAAUUUACUGGACGUUUCAAUGAGGAUUCAAUGGGUGACGCCACAUCACCGGGUGAUAAAAGUCGCAAGAAAAAGGCACGAACAACCUUCACUGGGCGACAAAUCUUCGAGCUGGAAAAACAGUUUGAAAUUAAAAAGUAUCUCUCUUCGUCUGAAAGAGCUGAAAUGGCAAGACGCCUUCAAGUCACUGAGACUCAGGUAAAUAAGGUUAAAAUUUGGUUCCAAAAUCGAAGAACCAAAUGGAAGAAACAAGAAGGAAUUACCAAUGCUCAAGCAGCUGAACAUCGAGUUACUGGAGGAGAUAAAAAUUCAACUUCUGGGGAAAGUCAUAAAAAGAAGAGCAAAUCGAGUAAAAAUGGUUCAUCGACCGUUGCCUCGACAGUUAUGCAGCAAAGUUCAUCAGCUUGUUCCGAUACAUGUGAGGAUGUUGACAUGAUGGACAUGGAGUCAACCAAUAAUAGCAAUAGCAGCUUCAUAUCAGCAAGUUGUACUAAAAUGGGUUCAGAAGAUGAUGAAAAUAAACUCAACUCGGCUCAAAAUUUAACUUCUAGAGCAACAUUGAAAGCAGAUUUUGAUUUGAAAAAAGAUGGAUCCGGGAUCAAUGAGGAGCAAUUAAAUAAAUUGUCAAAUACCAUGUUCGAUGACACUGAUGAGGUUGAUUUUGAUGAUGACGAGGAUAGCCUGGCUCCACUUAGAAUUGCUGAAUCAGAAGACAUUUCCGAUGAAGAAGGCGAUGAUGAAGAGACUGGAAAGCCUUCAAACGAUAGCAAUAGAGACACAAUCAGCUGUCGACUCAACGUUUACAAUCAAGAUGAACCUGAAGAGGAGGAAAAGGAUCAAAAUAGUGACCACAAUGAUGAAAAUGGUGACCAUGAGGAAGAUGACACUGAUGAUAGAAAGGAGAAUGACAAACCUGAACUGAUGGCGGAAUCAAAGGUGGCUGAAAGUAAAGGUUGCACUGAACCUAAAUUUGAUGACGAUAACUUGAACCACCUUCAACAGCAACAAUCUAAUUUGGUUAAAUGUUUAACUAAAUUGAACGAGAUGCCUUCAACUGAAAACAGGGUUUUAGAUAAUAAAAAUGAUGAUUAUAACUCAUCUUGAUCAAUUUGCUUGACUCGUAAUAUUAGGGUGUCCGGGUCAAUGUGACCGGCUUUUAAAUGUGAAUAUUUUAUCGAUACCCGAACCAAUUCAGCCAAUUCUUUCGAAAAUCAAAUGAAUAGAGAUUCAGCCUUUUUUUGACACAACUUGAACCCUCGUCGCAUUGGUAAUUCAAAAGUUAUUUGAAAAAAAA